AUAGAAUACACGAACGGUAUUAAGAGAAGGUAUCGUUGGGGCUUGGUGUUGAGAGCGUCUGACCCAAACGUUUACUGACGCCCGAGGUUUAAUAUAUUAAUACAACAUGAGUAAAGCACAUCCUCCUGAGUUAAAGAAGUACAUGGACAAGCGUGUGAUGACGAAGCUCAAUGGUGGCCGCGUGGUAGAGGGCACUUUACGAGGCUUUGACCCAUUCAUGAAUCUUGUGGUUGAUGAUGGCGUGGAAGUCCGCAAAACUGGUGAUCGUGUUAGGAUUGGUGUUGUUGUAAUCCGUGGGAGUAGCAUAAUUAUGCUCGAGGCGCUAGACCGCAUAUCUUAAGCUUAGAAAAUGUAUAAUGUUACUUGUAUUAGUACUGUACUGUCCAGUCCAUUCAUAGAUGUUUUUUUUUAUUUUAGAUAAUUUUAAGUUUUUUCUUUUUUUGUAUUAAGAAACAGAAUUUAUGAAAAUGUUUUACUUUACUGUAUAAUGUUUAGCCUAUAAAAUGCAUUUUCAUCUAAAUUCUUCAUUAUUUCAAUAAACUUUUUAACAAUG
This is a messenger RNA of Homarus americanus (American lobster), 553 nucleotides long. RefSeq names its product probable small nuclear ribonucleoprotein G (gene SNRPG). Gene Ontology annotation, molecular function: RNA binding. Gene Ontology annotation, biological process: mRNA splicing, via spliceosome; spliceosomal snRNP assembly. Gene Ontology annotation, cellular component: precatalytic spliceosome; U5 snRNP; U4 snRNP. The record is from RefSeq and is a predicted model, not a curated record. Bases 107 to 340 code for a protein of 77 amino acids. Lineage: Eukaryota; Metazoa; Arthropoda; Malacostraca; Decapoda; Nephropidae. The transcript is spliced from 3 exons.